Gossypium raimondii (Peruvian cotton) is the source of this 1219-nucleotide messenger RNA. Its product is annotated as cationic peroxidase 1. Bases 45 to 1010 code for a protein of 321 amino acids. The transcript is spliced from 4 exons. The record is from RefSeq and is a predicted model, not a curated record. Gene Ontology annotation, molecular function: heme binding; peroxidase activity. NCBI's taxonomy places the organism in Eukaryota, Viridiplantae, Streptophyta, Magnoliopsida, Malvales, Malvaceae. Gene Ontology annotation, biological process: response to oxidative stress; hydrogen peroxide catabolic process.
CAAAGGCUCCCUGCGCUUCUAUUACUCAAUUGGUUUUUGUGAUCAUGGCGUUUCGGUCUCAUUAUUUUAACUUGUGCUGCUUCUUUGCGAUGAUAAUCCUUUUUGGGUCGUGCUCUGCACAAUUAUCAUCGUAUUAUUAUGCCAAAACAUGCCCAAAAGCUCUCUAUAUUAUCAAAACUGCAGUAUUGGGAGCAGUGGCCAAAGAGUCUCGCAUGGGAGCUUCUUUGCUCCGUCUCCAUUUCCACGAUUGUUUUGUUAAUGGUUGUGAUGCUUCUGUACUACUCGACGAUGAUGACGCUUCAAAUUUUACUGGGGAGAAGAGCGCAGCCCCGAAUGCAAAUUCACUAAGAGGCUUUGAAGUGAUUGAUUCUAUUAAAUCUAAGCUGGAAGCUGCCUGCCCUGGUGUUGUUUCUUGUGCAGAUAUUCUGGCAGUCGCUGCCCGUGAUUCUGUCGCUACUUUAGGCGGGCCAACUUGGACAGUUGAAUUAGGUAGAAGAGACUCGACCACAGCAAGUUUCAGUAAUGCCAAUACCGACCUUGCUUCCCCACUAAUGAACCUCGAUGAACUUAUAUCCGUCUUCUCCAAAAAGGGUUUCACUGAAAAAGAAAUGGUUGCUCUCUCUGGAAGUCAUACCACUGGCAAAGCCAGGUGUUUACUGUUUCGAAACCGGAUCUACAAUGAGACGAAUAUAGAUUCAGAGUUCGCAAAAUCAAUUCAAUCAAACUGUCCAAGCUCUGGAGGCGGUGACAACCUUUCUCCGCUAGAUGAUGGCAGCCCCGUCAUUUUCGACAAUUCUUAUUUCAAGAAUUUGGUUAAAAACAAGGGCCUACUUCAUUCAGACCAAGCACUCUUCAAUGGGGGCUCCAUGGAUUCUCAGGUUGCUACGUACAGCGAAAAUCCUAUCACUUUUUAUGUGGAUUUUGCGGAUGCUAUGGUGAAAAUGGGGAACCUUAGCGUAUUGACAGGAACCGACGGUGAAAUUCGCACUAAUUGCAGGAAAGUGAACUGAUUUGAACUAUUCAGUUAGUGUCAGCAACAAGUUAAUCCAGCCAAUAAUACUAGCUACCCCGUACUAUAUUAUUAAUUGAUAGCUUGUAAUUUUCUUCUUUCUUUUUUUACCCCUCUAUUCCCGUUUAUAUGACCGGUUAAAGCUGGCUAUGCUCGUCUCUCAUGUAAGCCUUAUAACUCAAAUAAUAAUAAUAAAUUUCUCUUCUCAAA